Molecule: messenger RNA, 4193 nt
Organism: Gasterosteus aculeatus aculeatus (three-spined stickleback)
Lineage: Eukaryota; Metazoa; Chordata; Actinopteri; Perciformes; Gasterosteidae
Gene: lasp1
Product: LIM and SH3 protein 1
Cellular component (GO): focal adhesion
Molecular function (GO): actin filament binding
Source: RefSeq, a predicted model, not a curated record
GGGGAGCGGGAGCGCGCUUUACGUGUCUGGUUAGUGGACUGACAGCCAGCUGUGUGGCUACAAAGACAACAACAAUCUCCUGGCUUUGCUAAACACAACUCGAUUAGUGUUGGUCUGCCGCCGGUCACGUCGUACACCACAGCUAGUUUACGAAGUGAGGACUCGACGGCGCGAAGCAGAAACAAGCAGUAUCGUCGGUGGCUUCCGUGCUAACUAGCUAGAAGAGCAUUCCUCCAACAUGAAUCCGAUUUGUAGCAGAUGUGAACAAGUCGUUUACCCCACGGAAAAAGUGAAUUGUCUGGACAAGUACUGGCAUAAAGGAUGCUUCAGCUGCGAGAUCUGCAAAAUGACUCUUAACAUGAAGAAUUACAAAGGCUUUGGGAAGAAACCAUACUGCAAUGCACACUAUCCCAGGACACACUUCACCGCUGUGGCCGACACUCCAGAGAACCGCCGCCUCAAAGAGCAGAGCAAGAUACAGAGCCAGGUUCACUACAGGGAGGAUUUUGAGAAGAAUAAAGGGAAAGGGUUCAGCGUGGUUGCAGACACGCCAGAGAUGCAGAGAAUUAAGAAAUCGCAGGAACAAAUCAGCAAUAUAAAGUACCAUGAGGACUUUGACAAGAAGAAGACUAUGGGAGAUCUCCCACCCAUGCAGCCGAGCAACGCCAGCCAAGCCGCUUACCAGCAGCCUGCAGCCGCUAAGAACUUCAACUAUGAUCCCGUUCCUGAACCAGUGCAGGCCGCCGCCCCGCCUCCCAGUACAGGGAAGCGGUACCGGGCCGUGUACGACUACGUCGCGGCCGAUGACGACGAGGUGUCCUUCGUGGACGGAGACGUGAUCGCAGACGUGCAGCAGAUCGACGAGGGCUGGAUGUACGGCCGCGUGGAGCGCACCGGCAGUCUGGGCAUGCUGCCCUCCAACUACGUGGAGGCCAUCUGAGCGAGGGGGGAAAUUAAAAGGGAGGGUAGAGAAAAAAUGAGGAGGUAAAGAGAGGGAGGAAAGGAUAAGCCCAGUGCCAUCUCAUCUUAACGCCGCUUUCUCUUUAUUUUACUCUUGUUCCUGAAUCUGUCCUGGUGAGACCCUGAACGCCACUCCCAUCUCUGGUCUCUCCUCACUGCUCCAACACCGAUGCCCUUUACCUGUGUGUCCUUCUGUCUGCCUGCCUGCCUCUUUGUCCGUUUGUCUGUGCUGAGGUCUGUCCCUGUUUUGGAUGUUUUGUCAUCCUCGGUUUUUCCAAACCUGGCUCUACUCACAAGUGCUGUCACAAGGGUAAAAAUGAAGGUUCAUCGCCGUAUGCCGUGUUCACAGCUCCAUCCUAGCUACAGCGCUUGCAAUCCUAGCAUUAUAUCCUGCAAAAAUAUAGCAAGAAAAAAAAUGUAAAAAGCUCUUUUCCCCCUUACGGGUCAGUCGCCGCAGCCACAGAGAUCUUUCUGUGGAGAAAAUAAGUUUGAAACGUGGUUGGUAUGGCAUUUAUUUUAUAGUUUUUUUUUUUCUUUUUUUCUUUUCAUUUUGCAGCGUGAUCUUGGCCAGACUGGAAAUGCAGUGUAGAAUCUCAGUCGAUCAGAACUAAGCUUGAAAAUGUUUGACUUGUGUACAUUCCUUUAACCUCUCACCGUGUUGCUGUUGCACCAAUCACAGUUAUCAGUCUUAACAGAGGGGUUUUUAAUAUAUUUAUAGAUAGACACGCACAUCUCCCCAUUGUGUGCUGGAGGAGGCUCCCUGGUGUUCUUCGUUGUGAAACUGGAAUGGUAGCCUAACUGAAGAGCAUCUUCUGCCGUGGCCUUUCCUCAGGCAUCGCAGGGGGGGAUCAGGGAGAAGUUAGGGGACAUUAUCGGUCCGUCUCUUGCAGCCACACUGAAUACAUCACCUCAGUCGGUGGGGAUGUACCAUUUGUACACCAUUUAUUCCUGUUUCCUGUGGUCUGAAUGCCUUCUGUCAGAGAAUCACAAAGUAAUGGGGAUGACGGUUAACCCCCCCACACACACACCCUUGCUACAAAAUCACCAAGAAAACCCAUUCAUAGAAGAGAAGGCCAAGCACAGCUCUACAUUGUGAAUCCUUUUUUUUUUUUUUUUUUUUACAUCUUAAAUUCAUUCCACUAGUUUUCUGAUUUGAAAAUUCUUUGUUUUCCAUUUAAUGUGAGAAAUUAAAUCCUUGGCUGUGGUAAAUCUCAUUCUCAUGCUGUUCUUCCUUUUGCCUUUCUUGUUGUUGUUGUAAGAUGAUUAUUAUUUUUCAAAACUCUGUAUUAAAUAAAUAAACCAGCAACUCAGUUUAUGAACCACGGCCGGAGUGUUUGUCUAGACUUGUGCAGUCGCAGUAUUUCAUCAGUUGUGUGAUUUUAGGCGAGAGGCAUUUUUUUUAUGUGGGCACAGUGGCGGCAGCUGGAGCCCGUUUCUGAUCAGCGGAUCUCAAGCUGUUAAAUGCUUAAAAUCUUCUAAGAAAGGGUCAUGUUACAGAAUGGCAUUUAAAAUACACUCUUGUACUUCAUUAUUUUAUACUCAGGCCUGGCUUUACUAGAACGGUCAGUCACCUGUCAGUCAGAGCAGUUGAGCCCCCAAAUAGUUCACUUUUAUUUUCUUUUUCUUUUGUAUGUUUAACCAUUCGAUCUGCCUCAAUUUAGCAGCAUUUGGUUGGUGGGUGUUGCUAUGGUGAUGGUUGGUUCAUAAACACAAGAUCACGUUGCUGUCUAACAGAAAUGCUGUAUCAUUCCUUCAUUGUAGAUACUGUCUUUCUGUGAGGAGGAUCUGUAUUCAAUUUAAAAAAUAUAUAUAUAUUUGACCAUUUUUCAUUGGUGUCAAUUAGGUCAUUGUCCCCAGGUCAUACUUCCCUUUUCAUUCUCCUGUGAUGCACAGUUACUAUCAGUCAUGAGCGAUCAGGCCGGAGCGAUUUUAAGGUGUGGAGGGGAAAUGUUCAGCUUUAUGAAAAGAAACAAUGCUCUCACUGUGUAGCUAGAUGACAUUGUAUAAUUUUAUGUUUCAUAAAGGUAAGUUGGGGGAAAAUGUUUUUACGGCUCAUGGUGCUCUUGGAAGUGGUUUGCCUUCAGAUUAAAGUUCUUUCUUUUUCUUUUUUGUUAAUGUUUAGGGGAAAUGGUGAUUUUUAAAAGUUUGCUCAUGGAAGAAGAUCCGGUUUGGUUCGGGUUGGUGUUGAAUAUUAACUUUUUGCAACAUUGAUAGCUUGUGACAGUGCUGAUCACUGAAUUGGAAACCAAUAGGAUAAUAGCUUUGCCAAAAACAAGUGUUUGCUUGUAUUUUGCAUUCACCUCUACUUGACAACAGGACACAUUCAUUUGCAGAACCGCUGCCAGGUGGGAAAGCCGUUCUAGAGCUCACAGUUGUGUUGGUUAAACCGGAGAGUUGCCCAUAAGUGAAAUGAUUGUUCCUGGUUGGUCAUUUACUUAACGACGCUACUCUCACUUUUGGACUCUGUUACUUCUGCAGAUUACAUCCAAUUCAAACCUCUUUUUUUCCCCUCAGCUGUUGGUGUUCUGGUUGAAAAAAAUAAAAACAUAAGAAAAUGGGCAGUGUUGUUUAAGUAUGACUCAGGAUGGAUUUCUUGGUGCAAAGUCUAAUUUGAGCGUAUAGUGCUCUGUUAGUGGAGAGGGGGGGGUGGUGGUGAUGAUGAUGAUCUGAUGCCCUCAAUCUCCCAGGCAGUGGGGGAGGGCAAGUUCUUCGUCUGACCUGGUUAUUAGUCAGGGGGUUGACCUCCUUAGCGCCAAUAGCGCUCUUCUACUCUGGCAUCGCUCAUCUACUGAGUAGUGACUUCAUAUCUUGACCCUGUUUCCAUUCAGUUUCUGUCUAGUAUCCUGUGUCUCCCUCCCCCCUCUCCCCCGCUGAGAUCCCUCUUUCCUUCAGACUUCAUUGUAGGCUCCUGCACCCCUGAUGAAUCAUUCCCUGCUCCUAUGAUACUGGUUACAUACUGUAGACUUUGCGGAGUGAAAUCAUGUAAUCCACAAUCAGGUUUAGCAUUCAGACCGGUGUUGUGCAUUCCACCUUUAAAUUGUUUAGUUUUUUUGUAUAAUUUUGUGUUUUUUUUUAAUUAACAAAUAAAGAUAGCAUAUGCUCAUUGACAUAAAUGUGUAUUCAAAGCUCAUUCUGAAUACAUACUCCGAAUUAAGGACCUGAUAUCAUCUCCUGUUACACUUCAAAUUGUACUUAUGAUUCAGAAGAUUCAAUAAAAUGUCAUUUUUUCUCAA